This is a messenger RNA of Punica granatum (pomegranate), 3251 nucleotides long. NCBI's taxonomy places the organism in Eukaryota, Viridiplantae, Streptophyta, Magnoliopsida, Myrtales, Lythraceae. The record is from RefSeq and is a predicted model, not a curated record.
AUCCUCAGAAAGAUAAUGAGCAAAAGGCAUCGUUUCGUCUCUUCGCAUGAAAAACAUGACGAAUAGUUCAGCCGAGGUCAAGCAGUGUCUAGCCUCACCUGAUAUGUGGCAUCGCAGUUGUGCGGACCAGUUUCUCUUACUCUGCUAACCGUUGAACAGUAAUUGGUGAGCCUUUACUAUCUUUGGGCCUUUAUUCGAUGGAUGUUCAUGGGGUUUCACAUUUCCGUCCCAUAAACAGGAGAGAGAGAGAGAGAGAGAGAGAGAAACCGACAAAAAAUUGGGGCAACCAAUCACAUUCGAAGAACGAAAAUCUCAUGGCUGGCGGCCGGCACUCGACAGACACUUGGCGUAGGCGUCGGUUCAAAUAGAUUUUGGUUAAAUUGGAACCUCAUGGCAUUUGCCCCGCUAGUACUCAGCGGUGCACUUAUAUAUAUAUAUAUAUCCAUUUCUAAAUAUGUUGGUUCACAUAGAUUCUGCUUAAACGGAAUCGUAUGUCCUUGACAUCCCCUCGUAAGAGUACGGGCGUGUCUGGUGAUUAAAAAACCGCCAAUCCUUCCUUGGCUGUGCCGCAAUAAAUUUUCCGGCAACUCCUGAACUUCCGGAGGCUGCCAAGACGCCUAGGAAUGGUGACAGUUAAAAUAAGACACCUAGCGGUGGUGUCCCAGGAAAGAAUGAUGCCCUGAAGCGUCACACCGAUUCGUCACGUUAAAACUGUUCACCGUCGCCUCCAUUUGCCCCUUCCCCCAGUCUAGUCAAUCAGUCCAGUGAGAAGGCGAACAGUUGGCGUCUUCCCUUCCCGCCUCGAGUGCUGUUAUCGGCCGAAUUUGGUUCUCUUUUCGGGGAGUGAGGCGAGAGACUGCCCCCCCUCCUCCCUUCAAAUUUAACAAGAUGGUGGAAGGAAGGAUGUGUUCGUCUAGAGAGGCCAAAAGUGCGGAAUCUCUGAAGCGCAAAAGGCCUCAACGAAUGAAAACAGAUCAAUGUGUCAUUGAGGCUGUUAAGCUCGCUAGUACGCCGACUAGAAGCUCAGGAGACGCACCAAGAGAUUCAUCAUCAUGUAUUAUGAAAGCAGAUGUUGAUAUGCUGUCCAGGAAAAGUCGUGCCUCGACCAAGAAGGAUGUUUUCCCCAAACAGAAGAUGGAUAAGUUUGAUGUUAAAGAUAUGGAAUGGACUGAAAAGAUUGCUGAGUGCCCUGUGUACUAUCCCACGAAAGAGGAGUUCGAGGACCCUUUGGUUUACUUGCAGAAGAUAGCUCCAGUAGCUUCAAAAUUCGGUAUCUGUAAAAUCGUAUCCCCUUUAACUGCAGUUCCUGCUGGUGUUGUUUUCAUGAAGGAGAAAGCAGGCUUAAAGUUCACAACCAGAUUACAACCUCUUCGUCUUGCCGAGUGGGAUCCCGAUGACAAAGUCACCUUUUCUGUGAGUCGAAGAAAUUAUUCUUUUCGUGAAUUCGAGAAAAUGGCGAACAAGGUUUUCGCUCGUCGAUAUUUUAGUGCUGGAUCCCUUCCUGCCUCCUAUGUGGAAAAGGAAUUUUGGCACGAAAUUGCCUGUGGAAAGUCGAGAACUGUUGAGUAUGCUUCCGAUGUUGAUGGUACUGCCUUUUCAUCUUCUCCUAAUGAUCCGCUUGGAAGAAGCAGUUGGAAUUUAAAGAAUCUUGCACGGCUCCCAAACUCCACUUUUCGUCUUUUGGAGACUGCCAUCCCGGGAGUUACUGACCCGAUGCUUUACAUCGGGAUGCUGUUUAGCAUGUUUGCUUGGCAUGUGGAGGAUCACUACUUAUACAGUAUUAGCUAUCAUCACUGUGGAGCAUAUAAGACUUGGUAUGGUGUUCCUGGUAAUGCAGCUUCGGAUUUUGAGAGGGUGGUUAAGGAGCAUGUCUAUACUAAUGGUAUUCUGCCCGUGGAUGGUGAAGACGGUGCAUUUGAUGUCUUGUUCGGGAAAACAACACUUUUCCCACCUAAUAUUCUCCAAGAGAACGGUGUUCCUGUCUAAAAGGCUGUGCAAAAGCCUGGUGAAUUUGUGGUAACAUUUCCCCGAGCAUAUCACGCUGGAUUCAGUCACGGUUUCAAUUGUUGCGAGGCAGAGAACUUUUCGAUUGGUGAUUGGUUUCCUUUUGGUGCACUCGCUAGGAGGCGCUAUGCAGCUCUUAACCGGGCUCCUAUCCUCCCUUACGAAGAGCUCCUCUGCAAGGAAGCUAUGCUUCUUUCUGCGAGUUCAGGACUCGAAGAAAGCUCAUGCUUUUCAAAGGCAGAACUGGAUUUACGUCGCUGUAUUAAGGCUUCUUUUGUGAAACUGAUGCGCUUACAGCAUCGUGCCCGCCAGUCAUUAACGAAAGCGAAGACUUUCAAUGGAAUAUUCCCAGUUUCACAUGGAACUAUACUGUGUAACCUCUGCAAACGAGACUGUUACGUAGCUUACCUUAACUGCAAAUGCUAUUCGCAUCCCGUUUGCCUUCACCACGGUGUUCCAUCAAUGAAGUCACCUUGUCGGAGUGAUUUUGAUCUCUUUCUGAGGGAUGACAUCUUGGAAUUUGAGGCUGAAGCGAGGAAGUUCGAGCGGGAAGAGAGAAGAUCCAGAGGGUCUCAUCAGAAAGACAUCAUCGAUGAUGAUGGGCUCGAGUUUUCUAAUUUGUUUGACAGCAUUAGUGGAGACGAAUAUUCAGCGUUUGAAAUAUCAGGAUCUCAUCCGUGCUACGUCACGUCUCCAACUCCUCUCAGUGCCAUCCCCGCUCGAGAUUCAUCUAUCCACCGUGACUCUCUUGCGGGUCCCAAGGUUAGGCCAAGCUCAGAUCAGCGAGAUGAUAGUUCAGAUUCUGAGAUUUUCAGGAUCAAACGCCGAUCUUCAGUGAAAGUGGAGAAAAGAAAUGAAAAGAAAAGAGUGAAGAAACUCGGAGGAGAACUUAGGAGCAGGAAUGAGACGACGGCGACGAAUAGCUUGCUGAAAAGGCAAUCCCAGUCAGACGCCUCCAAAUGAACACCGAGAAGUUUCAGCAAGAGCUUCGACUUUAAUGCUGUCGAGGAAUCUCCCUCAUUAAGAUGCUUGGUCGAAACGGCUUACACUCGAAAGAGGUGGCCGAAAUUCUUAAAAAGGAUACUAGAUCCUGCCCUGCCUGAUUAGUUUCUUAGGUAAGCCAACAACAGGUUUAGGCUUUUCCUAAUUCUUUAUGCAGUCCUUGAAUAUGUUACCUUUUCCCUUUUCUUGUGACGUUGAGAAAUCAUUAAUUGAAAUAAGAUGGAGACUCGACGAGUAAGCUUUUA